Pecten maximus is the source of this 5995-nucleotide messenger RNA. RefSeq names its product alpha-mannosidase 2-like. The record is from RefSeq and is a predicted model, not a curated record. The coding region runs from base 146 to 3454 and encodes 1102 amino acids. NCBI's taxonomy places the organism in Eukaryota, Metazoa, Mollusca, Bivalvia, Pectinida, Pectinidae. Gene Ontology annotation, cellular component: Golgi membrane. The transcript is spliced from 21 exons. Gene Ontology annotation, molecular function: carbohydrate binding; alpha-mannosidase activity. Gene Ontology annotation, biological process: N-glycan processing; protein deglycosylation; mannose metabolic process.
UUCUGUGUGUAGUUGACCUGUUGGCGCCAUGGUUCCUGGGAUAAGGUACAUUGUUUUACAAAGGUUAUACAUGUGCUAACAUGUGAUGUCGGGGACGGAGGAUACAAUAUAGUCUAGUAUACGGACAAUAGUGCUGGGUAAGAAGAUGAGGAGGCGACACAUGACGUACCUGUUAGCAGGUAUUUGUGGACUGUACUUCAUGUGCAGUAUGUGGAUCAUGUAUUUAUUAGGUGACGACAAGAUGACGGUAACCAAACUGAUGGGAUAUAUACGCAAGACAACAAAUAGCUCAUCUUGUGAGGUUGUGGAUUUGUCGAAGCUCUCAUUUACGUACUCAAACGUUGCCAAGAUGACCAAUGAAGAUAGAUGGCGACACAUGUCACAUGGCACUUGUCCUCCUGAAGAUGCUUCUGUUGACAUUCAGAUGGAAAAGGAAUGGGACCGAAUUCCGAUCAAUUACCCUAACUUUGUCUUCUCUGUGAGUGGCUGGAUCCAAGUGGUCAAGGUGAAGAGUUGGAGAGUGAAACCACUGGAGAUCAUUAUAGUGCCUCAUUCCCAUCAGGAUCCAGGCUGGCUGAGGACAUUUGACCAAUAUUAUAGACUCUACACCUCAUCCACUCUGGAUCUGAUUGUGGACAAACUAACAGUUCAUCGUGACUGGACAUUCAUUUGGUCAGAUGUUGUCUGGUUGGCUAGGUGGUGGACAGAAGCAUCUGCUGACAGGAAGCUGAAGCUAAACAGGGUAUUGAGAAGUGGUCAGCUAGAAAUAGUGACAGGUGGUUGGGUAAUGACAGAUGAGGCUACCACUCACUAUGCAGCCAUGCUUUCCCAGCUCACUGAAGGUCACCAGUGGUUGCAGAAAAAUCUAGGUAUCACACCAAAUAUCAGCUGGGCUAUUGACCCAUUUGGUCACUCCACAACAAUGACCUACUUACUACAACGAUCAAACCUCCAGAAAAUGGUUAUCCAGAGAGUUAGUUAUGCAGUCAAGCAACAUUUGGCAUCAGAGAAAAACCUGGAGUUUUACUGGACACAGGCCUGGGACCAGACACAUACCACUGCCAGUCUAUGUCACAUGAUGCCCUUCCUGUCCUAUGCUGUACCAUUUUCCUGUGGCCCUGAUCCUCAAAUCUGCUGCAAAUUAGAUUUCAUCAGAAACAAGUGUUACUAUGGAAUGCAAGCAGUGCCACCCAUUCGUGUUGAUGACAGCAAUGUGGCUUAUCUUGCAGAACAACUGUGGGAGGAGUUCCAGAAGAAGGCAGAGUUGUAUAAACAUGGCGUUUUACUAGUUCCUCAUGGUGACGACUUCUACUACAGUGAUGCUACAGAGUGGGACAAACAGUUUGGUAACCUCACCAAACUCAUCAACUACAUUAACACAAACCCUCAGAUGAAGACAAAGAUAAGAUUCGGAACACUGAGUGAUUAUUUUACCGCAGUGGAAAAGAGAUCAGCACUUAAUAUACCUACACUGGCCGGAGACUUCUUUACCUAUACUGACCGUUCUGACCAGUACUGGAGUGGCUACUACACAUCCAGGCCACACCUUAAACACAUGUCUCGCAAACUCCAAGCCAUUCUCAGGUCAGUGGAAAUUCUGUUUUCUCUGUGUCUUGCCCAGGCAAUACACACAAGAACAAUUGAACACAUAGUAGAAAUACUGAAAGAUUCUACCAAGCUCCAGUCCUACAGACAGACAUUGUCUUUGUUUCAACACCAUGACGCCAUUACUGGAACUUCAAAAAGAAAAGUUGUUAGAGAUUAUGGAGACAGAUUGCAGAGUGCUUUUGAUGGUCUUUCUACUUCACUUGGUUCACUGAUGGCAAACAUGCUUAAUGCCAAGGACCAUGUUAAUCCUGUAGAAGUGCAUUUGAUGAGUGAAUGGACUAGCUAUGACAAGCUUCUGACAAGGAAAACUAUUGUAAUAGACGGGUCUCAGAACAUGUACCAGGUCCAUAUCGUGGUGUACAACAGUCUCCCACAUAGGAGAAAAGAUGUGGUGGUGUUACGUGUUACAGAGCCAAAGGUCAAGGUCAUGGACCGGAGCACACAUCAAUACUUAUCCUGUCAGGUCAAUCCUGUGUGGAGUACCAAAGGCACACUUCAACUGGAUGUUUAUGAGCUGGUAUUUGAAGUAGAUUUACCUCCCCUGUCAAUCAGAACCUUUGCCUUGAUAAGUGAUAGUGAUUAUCUCCCGACUAUGGCUACACUUUCAGUGCCACUGUCACAAAUGCCAGAUUUCAGUGACAGUGAUAGCCCAGACUUCACCUUAUCAGUUAUAAAGGAUGUGUUAUUCACCAUAGAGAAUUCAUACCUGUUGGCAUCGUUUUCUACCUGUACAGGGAAACUGCAGUAUAUCACAAGAAAAUCUGAUGGGCAAACAUUGAGGUCAGAGGUCAAGUUCAUGACUUAUGGAACAGGAUCAAAGUAUAAUGUCUUCCAAGAUAAAAGUGGGGCGUACACCUUUCAACCUGAUGGACCAGCAAAGCCUGUCCUUGAUGGCAGUGUAAAGGUUUACGUAGUGGAAGGUCCUAUUAUGUCCAAGGUUUUAGCUGUGCAGUCUGGCAUUGUUCACACCACAACUCUUCACAAAGAAUCUGCUGGUGUAUAUGUGGACAAUGUGGUGGACAUGAGAGACGGUCAGUGGAACAACACUGAGCUGGUGUUACGACUGGACACAACAGUGGUGGACCCUGAUAACAGACUCUGUGUGGACCUCAACGGGUUCCAGAUGCACAAAAGGAAAACAAGAAAGAAACUGAAAAUCCAAGGAAACUUUUAUCCAAUGACAUCAAUGUCUGUGAUAGAAACAGUGGAGGAGAGAUUGACCAUGCUGACCUCAGCAGCACACGGAGUGGCUAGUCUACGACCAGGUGAACUGGAGGUGGUCCUGGAUAGAAAGCUCCUACAGGGCGACUGGAGGGGUCUUAAUGAGGGUGUUACUGACAAUGUCCCCACACACAGUCAGUUUGUAUUGCUGUUUGAGAGACGUCAUAAAUCAGCCAUCAAGGAGGACUCACUAAUGUGCUACCCUUCCCCCAUGGCUAUGGUGUUGUCUGAUAUCUUGGAACAACCACUCGACAUACUGAUUUCCGGUAAACAAUCUGAUCCAGCUCAGCUGCUGAAGGAAGGGCUAGACCUACCCUUUCCACCUUUUCCAAAUCACACCCACUUGGUAUCAUUGAGAAGUUUGUAUACAGAAGACGGUAACCGGUCACAUGCCCUACUGCUGAUUCACCGGAGGGUAACAGACUGUGGAUUUUUGUGUCUGGACUGGCAGUGUCCUUCUCAGUCAUCAGAUGUAAUUGAUCUGACAACAAAUUCCAAAUCCAUAUACAUUGAGUCAUUAGAAGAAACAAGUCUAACUGGGGUCAAGGUUAUACAGAAGGUCAAUGAUAUGAGAGUUAGUGUACCUCCCAUGGAAAUCAAUGCCUACAGAAUCACCUUUACAUAGUGUAGAUAGGAGGACUAAUUCUCAGACUGUUCGAUUCACUGUCAACAAGAGGCCAUACAACGAUUCAUAAAAUUUUCAUUGUCAACAGAAUGCAUACAUCUACAGCACAUUUACAAUCUUCUGUGUUCAGGAUGUUAGCUUCAAACAUCCCUUUUUCAUAAUACAUGCUAUAAGUUAUUAUCAUUGUGCUUGGGGUAGUGAUAUAGAUCAAGUACAAGUAUAAGACAAUUAAUAUUUCAGUGCUAGGAAAAAGUACCUGGUUGCUGAAGAUAUACUUUUAGUUUAACCAAUAGUUGACAUUAUAGAACCAUCAUAUUGACAGAUUCUUACAUCAAAGUCAAUUGUGUCCAAAAUUGUUAAGAGCUCUGUUGACCAUUGUACUUGUCCAUACAGAUAAACUUGCACUUGGCAGCUGAUUAGAAUAUAUCUUGAUUGUGAUUUUGUAAAAAAUCACAUUUUAGACAUAUUCAAAAUAAUACUUCAUUUUAUAUUUAAUAAAUUUUGAUGAUUUUUUAAGGAAACUUAAAUAGCAAUAGGCACACCAAAAUUGGAAAUGCCAAGCAUUACGGAUGGGGUGAAAAUGGGUAAAAUUGGAUGAAAUUUUAAUUACUUCUUCUCUAUACCUUGAAUUCAGAUAAUCAAAAUGAGUAUUAUUCACGGAAGGAAAGAUUUUAAAGAUGCAUUUCAAAUCAAAAUUGUUGAUUUUGUCACACCGUAGUUGACAUUUUCCUUAUACCCAGCAAUUCAAAUAGAUUGCAUUUUUAAAAAUUUUCAAUGGGAAAUAAUCGCUUUGGUUAUAUUAUCAUGUACUUGGUAUCUGGUAACGAGAGUCUGAUGGUAUGAAAAUUAAGAGAGAAAGAGUUGAGAAUGUGUUGAACAAAACUUUUACAUUGGGUUUUAUUAGGUGUUGUAAUUCAUUCCACACUGAAUGGUUUAAUUGUUUGUACAUGUAUAUGUACAUUGUUAUACCUUUAAUUCUCAGCAUCACUUUGUGAAGAAUUCAUUGAUCUUGCCUCAUAUAUAUACAAUUAUUAUUUUUUAUCAUGUCAUGGAAUAAAUAACUAUAUUACCCAGCAGGUGAUCAUGACUGCAUUUUAAUUAUGUGAUGGGAUUGUAAAAACUAGUCAAUAUACACCAAAAUAGGUACUUUUGUAGCAGUAAUGCAAUAGGACUUAAAAUAGUGUACCGACAGGUAAUUAUAUAAGGAUCCCCUUCCUAUUGUCGGGACUGUAUAAAACACAUCUAAUGUCAUAAAUUACCCUGUUUAUUCCAUGUCCGUAAUUUUUUAUUUGAAAUGAUCAAUAUAAAGUGGUUUUAUCCUGUUAGAUGUUUUUGACUUUUUUUGCAUUUUUUACUCAACUUUUAUCCACAAGGCAUAAUUUUUUUACGAAUAAGUUAUUUUUACCCUUUGGCUAAUUAUAAUUUAUCCUCUAACAUUUUCUAGGGACUCGUCCUGUAUUUUUAAUUUAUUAACAUGAACCUGAACACUUCUAUGUAUAACUUGUUUAUUUAAGUUUUACUCUAAGCAUCUUGUUCUAUAAAUUAAACCUUUUUACAAACUGUAUAUGAUGUAUAUUGUAUAUUUAAGACGGGAAAUGGUACAUUUACUUUAACAUUUCAUGUGAUAUUUUGCAUGUUAGUUGGUAUCAAAAUUAUUUAUUUAAAUUAUUGAUCAAAUUCAUCAAUUUCAUGUUUCACAUUUAUGCAUUAUGUGUAUUAUAGAUAACGAAUCCUUAACAUUCACUGUUCCUAGCAUCCAUCAGAUAUCAUGUUGUUUAUAAAUAUUCGUAACGCGUGUUCUCUGUUCCUAAAGUCCAUCAGACAUCAUGUCCUACACUCUAAGGUUUACAUUCACUGUUCCUAGCAUCCAUCAGAUAUCAUGUCCUUUACACAAUUUUAUACAUUCACUGUUCCUAGCAUCCAUCAGAUAUCAUGUCCUUUACACAAUUAUAUACAUUCACUGUUCCUAGCGUCCAUCAGAUAUCGUGUCCUUUACACAAUUAUAUACAUUCUCUUUUCCUAGCGUCCAUCAGAUAUUAUGUCAUUUACACAAAUUUUUGUGUUCUCUGUUCCUCGCGUCCCUAGACAUCAUGUCCUUUACACAAACAUUUGUGUUUACACAGUUCCUAGCGUCCAUCACACAUGAUGUCCUACAUUCUAAGGUUUACAUUCACAGUUCCUAGCGUCCAUCAGACAUCUGUUCCUUUACACAAAUAUUCGUGUUCACUUUUCCUAUUAUCCAUCCAAUGUCAUAUGUCCCAUACACAAACAUUUACAUUCACUAUAAAGCGUUGUCCGUCACAGUGAUGUUCUGUACAUAUAUCCAUAUACCUCAUAUCUACUGUAUGCAAUGUCAUGCCUAACUUUUGACAAUUUGUCUUUCCAAUUGUUAUAAUAUCUUACAAUUGCCUUAACAAUAUGUAUUAACUAUUAAAAUGAUUGAUUGAUCAGCAUUCUUCAUUGAUAGAGUACAUGUUUCAAUUUAUAAACAUUGUUUAUAUUUUUUUUUCUUUCUUUUAAAUAAAAUUUGUUGAAAAUUAA